AUGGUAUCGCUGCCCCAUGAAGUUCAAGGUGUGGCCGCUGCAGCCGGGUGUGCCAUUUUCAUCAAUAUGAACCUAGUGAUGAGCAAGUUCAUGAAAGGCUGGGAAUUACCUUACCUUUUCCUGGCUGGUUCAGCUGCCUUGGUGAUUGCCUUUGGCUUGGCGAUGGCCAUGCUUUUGCAGGGAGCUUGGUACCUGGAACGCAGGGAAGUGAAGUGGGUGAUGCUUUGUGGUUUCUUCGGCUGCAUCAACAGCGCCAUGAACCCCCUGGCGGUGCUCGCCGGCGCCGAUGUCGGCACUGUGGGCGCGCUAGGAAGCUUGAACACGGUGGUGGCGGCCCUGCUGGGAAGGCUCGUGCUGCAGGAGCCUUUGGGCAAAGUGCACCUCCUGGCGGUCGGUCUGAGCGUGCUGGGUGCUGUUUUCAUCUCUGAUCCCGUGGAGGCGGUGGCCAGCAUGGGUUCCAGCCUCUUGGGAAACAUGUUGGCGCUCUGCGGAGGAAUUGCUCAAGGUGGGAUCUUCAUUUGCGCCCGCAAGUCGGGUGGUGCUUCCUCGAUGAUGCUGAGCACUUCUGCUAUGACCCAGCGGUGGAUCGUCUUUUGGAUCUUGGCGUUUGCGGUGCCUGAUGGCAGAUUUCAGAGCUUAACCGCUUCGCCGGGCAACAGCGCGCUGCUGUUCCUGGGGCUCACCGUCAUCAUCUCGGCGGCGAAUCUUUUGACCAUGGUGGCUUCCAAGAAGUGUCCAGCCGCCUUAAGCUCCACGCUGAUGACCGGCUCCCAAAUGACCACAGGGUAUUUGUUGGACUUCGCUGUAUUUCAUUCGGUGCCCAAGGUGCGGACAAUGCUGGGCGCUACCCUCAUGUUCUUCUCAGUGGUGACCAUGGCGUUGACACGUUUGCCCGCAAAAUCCCAUGUGCCUGAGUCUACGAUGGAGGCCCGGACAUUAGAUGAGUGGAGAAUGGUGGAGAGGUUUUCGGCCCUGCCUGUCUUUUGA
This is a messenger RNA of Durusdinium trenchii, 987 nucleotides long. The record is from the annotation of a GenBank genome assembly. NCBI's taxonomy places the organism in Eukaryota, Dinophyceae, Suessiales, Symbiodiniaceae.